This is a messenger RNA of Salvelinus sp. IW2-2015, 1623 nucleotides long. RefSeq names its product reticulocalbin 3, EF-hand calcium binding domain (gene rcn3). The record is from RefSeq and is a predicted model, not a curated record. Gene Ontology annotation, molecular function: calcium ion binding. Gene Ontology annotation, cellular component: endoplasmic reticulum. NCBI's taxonomy places the organism in Eukaryota, Metazoa, Chordata, Actinopteri, Salmoniformes, Salmonidae.
GUGGCACCGCCUCCUUUAUUGUAGAAUUUAAAGAGGCAGGGAAAGUGCCAACGCGUAUCUUUACAAGCCCAGAAAAAACCGUGAUUGAGACGUGUUGCUAAAAAUUGGACAGAAGAUGCUGCUGCAGUCACUACCGUCCCUCAUUCUCAUCCUCGGGGUGGUGGUAGCUGUGCCCGCUAAAGAGAAGCGUGUCCAUCGCCAUAGUGACCUGAGUGACCACGCCCAUGACGACACCACUGGUUUCCAUUAUGACCACGAAGCCUUCCUGGGCAAAGAGGAAGCCAAGACCUUCGACCAGCUGACCCCCGAGGAAAGCAAAGACAAACUUGGGAAGAUUGUAGAUCGCAUCGACACAGACAAGGAUGGUUUCGUGAGCCAUGGGGAACUGCACCAGUGGAUCAAACACAGGCAGAGGAGGUACAUCGAGGAGAAUGUGCUGAAGCACUGGAAGGAGUACGACCAGAACAAGGAUGGGAAGAUCGGCUGGGAGGAAUACAAGAACACCACCUACGGCUACUACCUGGAUGAGGAGUUUGACGACGUGGAUGACAAGGCUAGCUACAAGGCCAUGCUGACUAGAGAUGAGAGGCGCUUUAGGACAGCUGACCGCGACGGGGACGGCAUCGCCACCAAGGACGAGUUCACUGCCUUCCUUCACCCCGAGGAGUACGACCACAUGAAGGCCGUUGUUAUACAGGAAACCGUAGAAGACAUUGACAAGAACGGUGAUGGAAAGAUCACCCUUGACGAAUACAUUGGGGACAUGUUCACACCUGAGAAUGGAGAGAGUGAACCAGACUGGGUGCUGACGGAGAAAAAACACUUCACAGAGUUCAGAGACACCAACAAGGAUGGUUUCCUGGAUAACCAUGAGGUAGCUCAGUGGAUCCUGCCAGGAGAGAUUGACCAUACUGACAAUGAGGCUAAGCACCUCAUCCACGAGACAGACACAGACAAGGAUGACAAAAUAACCAAGAAGGAGAUUCUGGCUAAUUGGAACAUGUUUGUGGGGAGCCAGGCAACCAAUUACGGAGAGGAUCUCACCAGGAGACAUGACGAGCUUUGAUGAAGUCAUGCGAAGGCAUAGGGAGGGGUUAAGGGCUCCAUGCAAACAGAGCUCCGUUUGCAUCGCUCUCUGCGCAGUUCUAUGUACUUUUUGUGAGGCCGAAUAUUUGGAACGGACCGUAUACACACUGUUUGCGUAGAGCCCUUUAGGGAGAGGGAUUUACAAAAUAUUUGGGGUUUGUAUUGUGAAAGGGCAUCCACUUAUAAUGGAGAAUACUGUUACUAUUAUGGAGUUGGGUAGGGGGAAGUUCUGGAAAAGGUCACAGGUCAUAUUUAUACUGUUGAACACACAUUGCCAUGGGAGGUAACGGGAGCAUGGAGAUGUUUACACACGCAGAUACAUAACCACAACCUCACACAGACACACACCGAACACACAAUCACGCUCAAGUGUGAACAAAGACACUCCACAAGUCAAUAAGCUUAUUUUUUUUACAGCACCAUAUAUAGAAUAUACACUUGGUUUACACAGGGUGGGAGGAAGCAAAAUUGAAUGACACUUGUGGUGAAACAUUUCUCUGAAUUUUAAAUAAAGCCAUGUUGGUUUUUCUACAAAAA